This is a messenger RNA of Hemisphaericaspora subhashii, 1881 nucleotides long. Its product is annotated as putative carboxylic ester hydrolase. The record is from RefSeq and is a predicted model, not a curated record. Lineage: Eukaryota; Fungi; Ascomycota; Pichiomycetes; Serinales; Debaryomycetaceae. Gene Ontology annotation, biological process: medium-chain fatty acid catabolic process; medium-chain fatty acid biosynthetic process. The transcript is spliced from 4 exons. Gene Ontology annotation, molecular function: acetylesterase activity; monoacylglycerol lipase activity. Bases 1 to 1881 code for a protein of 626 amino acids.
AUGGCCAGCAUCCUCCAAGCUGUCCAAGAUGCAAUCCACACAGAAUUCGAAAUCAUCAGAGAAUCCUUGAAAUCAGGGCUCUCUGAAGACCUCAAUAAAUUCCUUAAUAAAUCGACCUCAAAGAAUGCUAAAAAGUUAAUCCCCAAAGCUUUAAAAACAGAAAUGCUUGGUUCAGGUUUGUUUAAGUCCCUGGUUGAAAACUACAUCCCAGCUACUCCAAUAAAGUUCACUAAAAGUGGUGAUAAAUCAAAUGAUCCUGGUACCAAGGUAACCACAUUACCUGAACUCAUCAAAAAUGCAGCUCCAGAAUUUUAUAAAGGUUACUCAUUCUUUGUGAAUCCGAUGUUGUCCUCUGGACAUGCUCAAACUGCCUACACUGCUUUAAACAAAUUUGCAAAUCUGUUCCAUGUUCAUUAUAAACGAAGAAUACUUACUAUUGAAGAUAAGACAUAUACAUUGCCAACUGGUGAAAGACUCAAAUAUGAUCAAUGGGAAGGUGAAACUACCAUCGCAUUAGAUUAUGCAGUUCCACAUCAUGACCCAAAUCCGGAUCAUGAAAAGUUCAAACCUGCUAGUCAAACCAAAGAAUUACCUCCCCGUACUGAAUAUAUGAAUCCUCAAGAGGAACCAACUAUGAUUUCAAAUGAUGAUUCUAAGCCAUUGUUGAUUGUCUUACAUGGAUUAUCAGGUGGGUCUUAUGAAGCAUAUAUCCGUGCUGUGCUUAAUAAAAUCAUUCUUGAUCCAUAUCAUGUGGAUGCAGUCGUGCUAAAUUCACGUGGUUGUUUUGAAACCGCAAAUAAGAGAGUUUAUUUAAUGGGAUUUUCACUUGGUGGUGCCAUAUUAGCAAAUUAUUUAGGUCAAGAAGGUGAUGCUAUUUCUAAACAGAUUAAAGGUGCAUUUAUAUUUGGAACACCUUGGGAUUUCCCUGACAGUGCAGUUCAUUUACGUGAAAGUAUAAUUGGUCAUAAUGUCUAUUCACCAACAAUGUGUAACAAUUUAAUGAGAUUAUUAGAUUCUCAUGGAAUUUUAUUGAAUAAUGAAUAUAUUAAGCAAUGUAGAGAUAAUGCUGAUAAAUAUAAUAUCAAAUUCCUUAAACAAUUUGAUCAUUAUUUUACAUCUAAAUUGUUUGGAUUAAAUUCAGCAGAUGAAUAUUAUAGAUUAGCAUCCCCAGUACAAAGAUUAAUGAAAGUUAGAGUUCCUACAGUUAUAAUCAGUUCAAAAGAUGAUCCAAUUACAGGAUCAAGAACAUUACCAAUCUCAGAAGUAGAAUUGAAUCCUUACACUACUUUAGUUACAACUACAGUUGGUGGUCAUUUAGGUUGGUUUACAUUAACUGGAGAUAGAUGGUAUACUACACCUAUUUGUAAAUUGAUAACAGAAAUGAAUAAGUGGGAUGUUGAUCAUCUGAGUGUAACUAAAGAUGAUUUACCUGUUGAUAUCAAUAAGAGUUGGAGACAUGAUCGUUUAGUUAAUGGAAUCGAACAUCUUCUUCUUUUAAGUUGGACCUUAAUCAACCUCUUUAUUUAUACUGUAAAUAUAUUCAAAAUGCAUAAUACUAAUAGUAAUAAUAGUAACAACUCCACUGCUGCUAAGAAGAAGCAGACAUCCAAGAAACAAAUACAAAAUUCUAGUAAUGGAAAUUCAUCAUGUAAAUGGAUAAGUCAACUUCGUACACUUCCAUCAAAUCCCAAUUCAAAUGAUUUUUUAAAAUUAGAAUAUAUUGAUGUUAAUUUAAACAAUUCAAGAAAAUUGAUAUCUAAUGUAAUUGAAUUAUCUGAAAGUACUAAAGAUUAUAUUGAUGAUGUUGACUUACAAAUAAAUGGCAAUCUAAUUCAAUUGACACAAGUUAAAAGAGAAUUGCAAUGGUUGGACAAAUUGUGA